This is a messenger RNA of Dicrocoelium dendriticum, 2118 nucleotides long. Lineage: Eukaryota; Metazoa; Platyhelminthes; Trematoda; Plagiorchiida; Dicrocoeliidae. The record is from the annotation of a GenBank genome assembly.
AUGUUCAAGACACAGACCAGGAUGGCCUCCGCUGGGCAACAAGCCGUUCUCCUGUUUCUCCUCAUUUCUUCAGGGCGCAGCUCCCGUUCAGCUACUUGUCCGCCGUCGUGCAAGUGUACAUCAGCUGGUGAAGGCAUGGCCGCUGUCAAGCAGCCUUACCAAGAAGACCGGUUACAGUCGCAAACAGUGGGACAGCCCAUGGCCUCGUGUUGGAUUCCAUCCGACCUACCUCAGCUGCAGUGUGCAUCUGACUGGGAGAUCCUGCAUUUACAGGUGUUGAGAGGCCAUCAUGAAUUAAGGAGAGAAACCAUUUCGGAAUCUGGUAGCCACCCAAUCACCAUCUCUUCCGAUCUGUUCAUAAAAUGUGGAUCAGUUACUCGAUUGGCCAUCUGGGAACACAGCCAGUUCACCACACUGCCCAGAUACAUUUUACGACCGCUAAUAAAUCUCACUCGUUUGAUUAUACAGGUUAAAAGUUUGAAUACGUUACCGGAUCACUUUUUAGCCUUCCUUCCGAAGCUUACCUUUGUGAUGAUUUCAAAGUCUCGACAACUGCAUGAAAUCGGACGGAUGACAUUUGAACCAUGCCCAGAGAGUUUGCAAACGUUGUGGUUAAACAGCAACAAAAUUAGCGGAAAGUUGCCUGCGGGGCUCUUCCACCAGUGCAAUUUGAGGACCUUGUGGCUAAACGAUAAUCAGCUGGAAAUGCUGGAUUGGGGGAGUUUGCAGGGGCUUGGCAACCUAACGAUUUUGCGAUUGGAUCAAAACAAACUACGUAAUUCACUUGAACAGAGCUUAGGGUAUCGAGAAGACACGAAAACGACCGCUUUGAAAUCCACUCCGAUGCUCAAGUCGCUGAACUUGGCUUCAAACCAGCUGUCCUCUAUAGAGGGUUCCCAGUGGUCUGGUCAGUGCGAACUUGCUCACUACAAUCGAAAAGGACUUUGCUACUUGGAAGAACUUAACUUAUCAAAUAACCAGCUACAGUGGCUUGAUCCGUACGCUUUUCAGGGCUUGCCAGCGUUACGGAUACUAAAAUUGGAAGGCAAUGUUAAUUUAUACGCUCCAGAUGCAUCAAACGGUCUAAUCUUAACGAUGUAUGUCAUAGGGAUAGCCAACAAAAGACUCACAUCAGUUACCAUAAACGUACCAAGUGAUGGAUCUGGAACAUCCCCUCCUUACGUACUCGAUGUGUGCGACGAGGGUUCGAUAUUGAUUCAAGCGAUUUCGCGUCCUCUGAGACGACUGCUGACGUACUUCAACGAAAGUAACUGCAUUCGACUAUCCAACGAGGUUGAUACAGCUAGUGUCGCUGACUCGCCGCAGCAGGUACAGGGAAGGAGAAUGGGUUUAGUUCAAGAGAAGAGACCGCAUGGAACUCCCGCAAGUGCAAACAGGACGUUCAAGGAAGUGAAUCCAUUCGUAAGAGUCAUUAAGCAAGGUGAUGGUCUUACGCUGAUUUUGCUCUGUCUAUGUUUCCUCAUAAGCGGGAUGCUGUUAUCAGUUGUACCAUUUACUCUUGUCGCCUGUUGUUGUCUGAAAGAUCAGGAUCGUCUCGAACGUCGUAAACGUGUCCUUACAGGUCAUACCAAGCAAAAAAAUUUCGAUUUGCUGAAACAUGCCCCAAAUGUGGGUCUUUUAUCCACCCAGCAUCUGAGAAUGGCUUCACAUGGAGGAGCUGAUGUGGUGUCUCCGUUGCGUCCGACUCGUUCGCUGCUGCCAAUGAACCUGAGUCCGAUGAGCUUCUCUCCUGGUCACAUGGGACCGCCAGUCAAUCAGGUGGACACGGAGCAUGAAAGGCGAGUGAACUCAACAGGAAAUGUCUACCAUCAAAUUGAUCAUCACCAGUUCCAACAAUCAAACGCGUGGUUUCUGAAUGGAGGUUUGGUGACACGGCACCCGCACAUCCAGCAAGAAAAGAGAUUAGUCCCACUGCCAUUCGAAACACGGCCCCUGCUUCAGUCUUCGGUUGGCACUGGAGCCAGUUCGGUGUAUAUGCCAACGGCGGAGAGUUCGAUGGGUGGCUCAGCUUAUAGCUUAGUCACGCUCACUUCCAAACACGCUCGAUCGCCUGCUACACCGGGGCGAUUCAAGGCCCUACCGGUUCGACGAGAAUGA